This is a messenger RNA of Camelus dromedarius (Arabian camel), 3319 nucleotides long. Its product is annotated as centriole and centriolar satellite protein OFD1. The record is from RefSeq and is a predicted model, not a curated record. Gene Ontology annotation, cellular component: centrosome; ciliary basal body. The transcript is spliced from 22 exons. Lineage: Eukaryota; Metazoa; Chordata; Mammalia; Artiodactyla; Camelidae. Gene Ontology annotation, biological process: epithelial cilium movement involved in determination of left/right asymmetry. Bases 276 to 3218 code for a protein of 980 amino acids. Gene Ontology annotation, molecular function: protein binding.
GUCCGCCGGAUGGCCGCGCCGCGGGGGCGUGGGCCGCAGUCCUACUCAAGGCGGGCGCGGCUAAUUUUGGGGGACCGCGGGCUGGGGAAGGGUCAGCUCUGAGCUGUGCCGACUCCAGGCGGGACCUCGCCUUCUUGCCUUCUCUCUGCCCGCCUCCGCGCUCCAGCCGCGGGGACAUUCGCGCGUGGCCCAACCCCGCCCACCUGUCAGAACGCGGAGAAAGGCAGUGCGCGUCUGGGGCUGAGUUCCUAGUUCGGAGUGCGAGGCAGUCCACCAUGACCCCCAAACCUGACGUGUUGAGUCAAGAUGAAUUGCGGAAAAAACUGUACCAGACGUUUAAGGAUCGGGGUAUACUGGACACACUCGAGACCCAACUCCGAAAGCAGUUGAUUCAAGAACUGAUGCACCCUGUGUUGACUGAAGACCUGCAGCCCCCAUCCAUUUCAGUGGAAGGGAGUACCCUCUUAGUCAGAGCUUGUAACUCGCUUGUGGCAGAUCACUUACGAAGAUGUGGCUAUGAGUAUUCACUUUCUGUUUUCUUUCCAGAAAGUGGUUUGGCAAAACAAAAGGUAUUGACUAUGCAGGAUCUGUUACAACUCAUUAAAAUCAGUUCUGAAUCCAGUCUCUACAAAUCACUGAUUUCAGGAUUUGAUAAAGAAAACCAAAAAGGUUUUCUCAUGAAGUUUCUGAAAGAAUUGACAGACUAUCAUCAGCCUAAAGAGAGCUGCAAUAUGGAAACUCAGACAAGCUCAGCAUUUCCCAUCAAAGACUCUCUUGCGGAGAAGCUUCAGCUGAUUGAUGAUCAGUUUGCAGGUGCUCACCCCCAGCAUCCAAAGUUAGAAUCUUUAGAAAUCAGGUUAAACGAAUAUAAGAGAGAAGUAGAACGUCAGCUCCAGGCAGACAUGUGUCAAAAGUGGAAGCACUUUAAAGAUACUGAAAUAGCAGAAAUUAAAAUGGAAGAGAAAAGAAGGUGUGAAAAGGAAUUAGCUGAGGUCCGGAACGAAUUCGAGAGAGCUUGUCAAGCAAAGUCUGAAGCCCUCAUUUCUCGGGAAAAGAUGACCUUUGAGAGAAUUCAAAAGCACCAGGAGAAAGAAGCCAGACAAAUUUAUGCUCAAAGGCAGCUUCUACUAAAAGAUAUAGAUUUGCUCAGAGACAGAGAAGCAGAGCUGAAGCAGAGAGUCGAAGCUUUUGAAUUGGCCCAGAGGCUACAAGAGGAAAAGAAUAAAAGCAUGGCUGAUGGGCUUAGGCGGCGGGAGCUGAGUAUAAAGAGUAUUGAGGAGACCUAUGACCAAAAGCUCAAGAACGAACUUCUCAAGUAUCAACUGGAACUGAAGGAGGACUACAUCUCCAGAACUAAUAGACUGAUUGAAGAGGAAAGGAGGAAUAAAGGUGAUCCUUGGCGGGAGCCAAAGGCUGUAUUUUUCAGUUCUGAUGCAGAAAAAGCUAUACACCUGCAAAAGGAGCUUGUAGUGCUCAGUUUUAAAAAGGAAGAGCUCGAUCAUUCUGUGAAGCGUGUGAAAGAACUUGAGCUCGAGUUAGAGUCUUCCAAAGCCCAGUGUGCAGCCUUAACAAAGCAAAACCACGUGCUGACUGAGAAGGUUCAAGAGAUGAGCGAUUAUCCGCUCCUAAAAGAAGGGAAACUGAAGCUUCAGGCCCAAAAUAAAUUACUCAAAAAGCAACUGGAGGAGACUAAAAAUGAAAACUUGCGCCUCCUAAACCGCAUAGCUCAGCCAGCUCCCGAGCUGGUGGUUUUUCAGAAAGAAUUAAAGAAAGCAGAAAAUGCUAUUGCACUUGAGCACAAGGAGUUUGAAACCCACAAGCAAGCGCUGCAGAAACAGCUGCAAAGCGAAAUUGAGCAUUCUGCACAACUCAAGGCCCAGAUACUAGAUUACGAUGCUUCUGUCAAGAGGUUAACUUUGCAGGUUACAGAUUUAAAAUUGCAACUGAAACAAACGCAGACAGCCCUGGAGAACGAACUGUACCGCAACCCGAAGCCGGCUGUGUUCAGUCGCUCCAUCAGCGGAUCACUUGGCGGCAGGACGGUUCCCCACGGUGCUGACAUCGGCGAGGACUUCUUAAAAAAUCCUCUCAGACAGGAGGAGCUGAUGGCAGGCUCCGGUAGCCCAAGGAUCCCAAGUUACCCAAACGCCAGCACAGAGGGCAGUUCCCCCGAUUCUGACCUUGAGUUUGUAGCCAAUACCAAGGCCAUGGUGAGAGAGCUGGAGCAAGAGGCCGAGCGCUUGGAAAAAGCUUUCCAGAGUUACCAUCGGAGAGUCAGGCAGUACCCCACCAAGAGCCUGGCAGCAGACAGGAGCCCACCCGCCCUGCGCUCGCUGGAAAGCCUCAAGGGUGUCACUUCGGGGGCCCCUGAGAGGGGGAUGUUUGCAGAGGACAGAGUUGCCCCCCAGCAGCCUCUAGUGAGCGCCCGGAGAGAAGAAGAGAGCGAGGCCUCCGAGGUGGCCGGCAGCAUGGCCUCACGGCCGCACCGGGGCAUGGCCUCCAGACGCCUCUCCUCCACCCCACUCCCCAAAGCAAGGAGAAGCCUUGAUGGUGAAAUGUGCCUGGAAGGUCUGGGCCGGUCCCACGCUGCUGUCCCUGGUCCUGACCAGACACCGCAGCCUUCACCUGCCCCGUCUCUGCACAGCCUUUACAGACACUCGCUCUCCAGCCCCCCAGAGCAGAAGGCCAGUCUUUUUGAAAACCAAACGGAACUUAAAGACAAAAGUGAAUUUUCCAAUCUGGACAAGCUAGCUUUUAAGGAUAAUGAAGAAUUUGAAUCAUCUUUUGAAUGGGUAGAUCAGAAACAAAUUGGAGAACUGAAGGAAGAAGAAAAACUUUGGGAACAGCAAGCGAAAGAACGAAGGCAGGAAGAAGAGAGGACGCAGAGCGAGCGACAGGAGGCUUUGGAAAGGGAGCGGCGGGAGCUGGAGAGACUGGAUCAGGAAAGGAGGAUAAUUGAAGAAUCAUUGAAGAUGGAAAUGGAAAAAGAAAUCGAAAUGAGUAUUCAAGAAAUGAAAGAGAAAUCUAAGUCUGGUGGUGGUGGAAGUCCUUUAGAGAAGUACAUGAAAAUCCUCCAGCAGGAUCAAGGCCAGGACGCGGCAGAUAAGAGUUCAAAAAAGCUGGUCAGAGAGGACUCCCAAGUGGACACGCUGCCAUCUAGUGACAAAGAUGAAAGUUUCACAGGUUUCUCUCAGGAGGAACCAGAUGACUUCUGGUAAUCACGUUUGCUGCCCAGCUUCGUAGACAGAUAAAGUAACUAAAGACCUGUGAGUUCUCUGUAAUAAGACAAAAUUGUCAAUAAAAAUUCACUUGCAAUCCA